Gallus gallus (chicken) is the source of this 1391-nucleotide messenger RNA. It is a transcript of the gene RSU1, whose product is annotated as Ras suppressor protein 1. The transcript is spliced from 9 exons. Lineage: Eukaryota; Metazoa; Chordata; Aves; Galliformes; Phasianidae. The coding region runs from base 101 to 853 and encodes 250 amino acids. Gene Ontology annotation, molecular function: protein binding. The record is from RefSeq and is a predicted model, not a curated record.
ACUGUUGUCCUCUAACAUCUUAUGUGAGCAACCACAAGAAAAAUACCACUGCAGAACUAUUAAAGCGAAGGUCUUUAAAGGAGAGAGCUGUUGUCCAGCCAUGUUUCUGUCUUGGAAGGCCAUGUCCAAGUCGCUGAAGAAGAUCGUGGAGGAGAGCCGGGAGAAGAACCAGCCCGAGGUGGACAUGUGCGACCGCGGCAUCUCCAACAUGCUGGACGUGCCCGGCCUGUUUACGUUGUCUCACAUCACACAGCUGGUUUUGAGUCACAACAAGCUUACAACUGUACCAGCAAACAUCGCAGACCUGAGAAACAUAGAAGUGCUCAACUUUUUCAACAACCAGAUUGAGGAGCUGCCUACACAGAUUAGCAGCCUUCAGAAGCUCAAACACCUGAAUCUUGGCAUGAACAGAUUAAAUACCUUGCCAAGGGGGUUUGGAUCUUUACCAGCACUGGAGGUUCUUGACUUGACUUACAACAACUUAAACGAAAAUUCUCUACCUGGAAACUUCUUCUAUCUGACCACCCUGCGUGCACUCUAUCUAAGUGACAACGAUUUUGAAAUCCUGCCGCCAGAUAUUGGGAAGCUCACAAAGUUGCAGAUACUGAGUCUUAGAGACAAUGACCUGAUAUCACUGCCUAAAGAAAUUGGGGAGCUCACUCAGCUUAAGGAACUUCAUAUCCAGGGAAAUCGCCUUACCGUGCUGCCCCCAGAACUAGGUAAUUUGGAUUUGACUGGUCAAAAGCAAGUCUUCAAAGCAGAGAACAAUCCUUGGGUGACCCCUAUAGCUGACCAGUUCCAGCUGGGAGUGUCUCAUGUUUUUGAGUACAUUCGAUCAGAAACAUACAAAUAGUGAGUUUCUCUGAGAUGCUACAUGUCCUGCGCAGAUGAUGUCAUUAUACAUUAAACUUCCUUCCAAAGAAGGCAGGAAGCAAGAUCCAAUAUAGCUAAGAAGUAAACAAGAGUUUACAAACCUAUUUCACACAUUUCUGUCACGUACCAGUAAAAAAUUUGUAAUUAACCAAUAAAAAGUAUUUUAUCAGCUUGAUGGAGGAAAAAGACUAUAAAAAUGUAAUUUACAUUUGGUUUUGUUGUAUCAAGGCAUGGUACUAUGUACUUUAUAUGAAAAUACUGAUUUGUAUUCUAACCAUAUAUAUUUAUUGGCUGUAUUUUAAAAAUCAAUAAAUAUAUUAGUACAUUAUUUCUAGCAGAGACAGUAGAUGACUAAGAGUCCUGACAUCUCUGGACAACAUUUACAUGCAAAUCUGUAACUCUUCCCCAAGGCAAAGUGGAACCCAUGUUGAAAGACAAACAAGAAAAACAGUAUCUGUAUAAAUUUGUGUUUAUAUAUUGCUAAGAUGGAUAUGUAAUAAAAAUGAAGCUAUCACUGA